UAGCAAUAUACCCAGUGUUGGGAGCCUGGCAGAUCAAGACUACCUUCAGAUGAACACUCCACAGAUGAGCACUCCCGUAACGCUAAAUAGCACUGCUCCUGCCAGCAACAGUGGUGCAGGUGUAUUGCCUUCCCCAGCCACCCCUCGCUUCUCUGUCCCAACCCCCCGCACACCCAGGACUCCACGGACUCCGAGAGGUGGGGGCACAGCCAGCGGGCAAGGAUCUGUGAAAUACGAUAGCACAGACCAAGGGUCGCCAGCUUCCACGCCCUCGACCACCCGGCCCCUCAAUUCUGUGGAGCCGGCCACCGUGCUCCCAAUCCUGGAAGCCCACAGCUUGUAUGUCAUGCUCAUUCUCUCCGACUCUGUGCUGAAUAUUUUUAAAGAUAGCAAUUUUGACAGCUGCUGCAUUUGCGCUUGCAACAUGAAUAUCAAGGGUGCGGAUGUUGGGCUGUAUAUUCCAGAUUCAUCUAAAGAGGACCAAUAUCGAUGCACUUGUGGAUUCAGUGCAAUUAUGAAUCGCAAACUAGGGUACAACUCGGGCCUGUUCAUUGAGGAUGAGUUAGAUAUUUUUGGCAGGACUUCAGACAUUGGCCAAGUUGCCGAAAGGAGGUUGAUGAUGAGUCAGACCACCUUAAUUCCUCAGCUAGGAGAAGGCUCCAAAAGGGUUCAGGAGCCCCCAGUGAGUCUUCUCCUUCUCCUUCAAAAUCAGCACACCCAACCUUUCACCUCACUAAGCUGCUUGGACUACAUGUCUGUCACAAGCAGGCCAACGCUCUCUUACACAAACUGGAGUUACGACAGGGUUCAGGCUGAAAGCCACGACUCCUGGAACGAGUGCUUUAAUGCUCUGGAGCAAGGUCGACAGUAUGUGGAUAACCCUACAGGUGGGAAAGUGGAUGAAGCUCUUGUCCGAAGUGCUACAGUUCACUCUUGGCCUCACAGCAAUGUCCUAGACAUCAGCAUGCUUUCCUCCCAAGACGUCGUACGCAUGCUUCUCUCUCUGCAGCCUUUCCUACAGGAUGCCAUUCAAAAGAAGCGGACUGGCAGAACCUGGGAGAACAUCCAGCAUGUUCAAGGACCCCUCACCUGGCAGCAGUUCCAUAAAAUGGCAGGACGGGGAACCUAUGGUUCCGAAGAGUCACCUGAGCCUCUUCCAAUACCCACUUUGUUGGUUGGCUAUGAUAAGGACUUCCUGACAAUCUCUCCAUUCUCCCUGCCAUUCUGGGAGAGGCUGCUCUUAGAUCCCUAUGGGGGUCAUCGGGAUGUUGCCUAUAUUGUGGUGUGUCCAGAAAAUGAGGCCUUGCUUGACGGAGCCAAAACUUUCUUCAGGGACUUAAGCGCCGUAUAUGAGAUGUGUCGGCUUGGUCAACAUAAACCAAUCUGUAAAGUGUUGCAUGAUGGGAUCAUGCGAGUGGGAAAGACGGUGGCCCAGAAGCUGGCAGAUGAGCUUGUGAGCGACUGGUUUAACCCACCCUGGGGCAAUGAAGAUUGUGACAAUCAUUCCAGGCUCAAACUUUAUGCGCAAGUUUGUCGUCACCACCUAGCACCUUACUUAGCUACUUUGCAACUUGAUAGCAGCCUGCUGAUGCCACCGAAACACCAAACUGCACCUCCACCAUCAUCAAACUUGGAGCAAACCAUAUCUGGGAAUGCAGGAUCAGUUUCCUCCAACUCAGCCUGUCUUGGAUCUGCAGCUCCCCCAGCUGGCACUUCUUUCACCUCCACAACUAAUGGGACCACUGGUCUCCCGGUGGGCACCAGUACAGCCCCGGGGACCACAGUGCCCCAGCUGUCAGCCUCCUCCUCUGCAUCCAGUAUUAGCCAGACAAGCACUACCUCCUCUUCAGGGUUCAGUGGAGGCCUACCUCAAGGUCAAAACCCAGCUUCUGGGGCAGUUCCCACAGAGAGACCCCAGGGAAGCACAGUCCCAGGAGGAGAUGCAGAGGCGGGGCAAAUCUCAUCACAGCAACCACAGGAAGGGCAGGAAAAUUCUGCAGAGAGGGAGAGGAUAGGAAUUCCCACAGAACCUGAGUCUGCGGACAGCCAUGCCUACCCACCGGCUGUUGUCAUCUAUAUGGUGGAUCCCUUCACCUACACUGCAGAAGAGGAAUCUUCUUCUGCCAGUUUCUGGCUUUUGAGCUUGAUGCGCUGUUACACAGAAAUGUUGGACAACCUCCCUGAAAACAUGAGGAGUUCUUUCAUUCUUCAGAUUGUGCCUUGCCAAUACAUGCUGCAGACCCUGAAGGACGAGCAGAUCUUUUAUAUUCAGCACUUGAAAUCUCUGGCAUUUUCAGUCUACUGCCAGUGCAGGCGACCGCUACCCACACAGAUUCACAUUAAGUCUCUGACUGGUUUUGGACCAGCUGCCAGCAUUGAGAUGACACUCAAGAACUCAGAGCGGCCGAGUCCCAUUCAGCUGUACUCCCCUCCGUUUAUCCUGGCACCUAUCAAAGACAAACAAACGGAGCUCGGGGAGACCUUUGGCGAAGCCAGCCAGAAGUACAACGUGCUCUUUGUUGGGUAUUGUCUCUCUCACGAUCAGCGCUGGCUUCUGGCCUCCUGCACUGACCUGCAUGGUGACUUGUUGGAAACCUGCAUUGUCAACAUCGAUUUGCCAAACAGAUCACGGAGGUGCAAGGUCUCAUCGCGUAAAAUUGGCUUGCAGAAGCUUUGGGAAUGGUGCGUUGGGAUCAUCCAGAUGACAUCACUUCCCUGGAGAGUCGUGAUCGGGCGCCUUGGGCGGCUUGGCCACGGGGAGCUGAAAGACUGGAGCAUCCUGCUUGGGGAGUGCUCCCUGCAGACAAUCAGUAAGCAGUUGAAGGAGGUGUGUCGGAUGUGUGGCAUCUCCUCUGCAGAUUCUCCCUCCAUCCUCAGCGCCUGUUUGGUUGCCAUGGAGCCGCAGGGGUCGUUUGUGGUGAUGCCAGAUGCUGUCACCACGGGCUCUGUGUUUGGCCGCAGCACUGCUCUGAACUUGCAGUCUUCUCAGCUGAAUACUCCGCAGGAUGCCUCUUGUACGCACAUCUUGGUUUUUCCCACCUCUGCUACCAUCCAGGUUGCCCCUGCAAAUUACCCCAGCGAAUUCAGCCCCAAUAAUGAUGACAUGUUUGACCUCCCAUUCCCGGAUGACAUGGACAAUGACAUUGGCAUCCUGAUGACUGGGAACCUUCACUCAUCCCCAAAUUCUUCUCCUGUCCCUUCUCCUGGUUCUCCUGGAAUUGGAGUAGGACCCUCCUUUCAGCACAGCCGGAGCCAAGGUGAGCGUCUCCUUUCCCGGGAAGCCCCUGAAGAGCUGAAGCAGCAGCCCCUCGCCCUGGGAUACUUCGUUUCCACUGCCAAAGCUGAGAACCUUCCUCAGUGGUUCUGGUCCUCCUGUCCGCAGGCUCAGAACCAGUGCCCCCUCUUUCUAAAGGCAUCACUGCAUCAUCACAUCUCUGUAGCACAGACAGAAGAACUCAUUCCUGCCCGGAAUUCCCAGAGGGUUCCCCAUCCCUUGGAUUCCAAAACCACAUCAGACGUCCUAAGGUUUGUCCUGGAACAGUACAAUGCAUUGUCAUGGCUCACUUGUAAUCCUGCAACCCAGGAUCGCGGUUCUUGCCUUCCUGUUCACUUUGUGGUGCUCACCCAGCUCUACAAUGCCAUCAUGAACAUCCUUUAAUAGCAGAGACAGGACAAGCCAACCUUCCCUUUCCACUUGAACAACAUGCCAUGGCCUGCAAGAGUUUAGACCCAGCCUGGAGGAACCUGACCUGUGCUCCGUUUCCUCAAGAAGCAAGAGAAUUCUCUUCAGUGUUUGGAGUCUACUAAUGAAACAUAAGUGUUUCAGGCAGUGGAUGUAUUACAACUUUGAGGCAGUGUUAAUUUGCUGGCUGAACGUUACAGAACAAUGGACCACAGUGAAGACAAUAUGUCUUUCAUUUCAUUUUUCUUUCUUUCUCUUUUCUUUUCCGUGCACGGAUCUCUGCCGAAGAAGAGCAAAAUGUUGUUGUGACCAGUCUGGGUGGCCCAAAGCUUCUGCUGUUCCUGAAAACCAUCGUAUAAACUUGGCUGCAAUGAAGAACCAAUUCUACUAGUUGAAAAAUCAUGGGAUUUUUGGUGUACCUGGAACUCCUGUCAGAAUGGAUUGGGAUGAAUGAAUGCGUUUGUCACCCAUCCAUGUAGAUAUGAAUGGUCUGGAGAUAUGCUGAAGUUUGUUCAGUUUAUUGUUUUAUUUUAAUUUAUUUAUAGGGGCUACUAAAUUAUAGAGGACCAGGUACAGCACGCGAUCCAACUCCAUCCCACCAAGAAGUGGGGUUAUUUUUUGGUAUACCUCUUGCUUUUUAGCCUAGAAAUGGGGGGUGGGGUGGGGUGGAGCAGGGAACAGUUCAAACGAGCCAGUGAGGAAGAACUCAAAAGUCACCUUUUAAAAAAUUUUUGGUGGACCCAUUGAGUUAUGGAGGCCUGCAGAGAGAUUUUUAGUAAAUUAGAUAAACAAUAUGCAGUGCAAAAUAGCUGAAAAUGGAAAACUAUGGAACCCAUGAAAACAGCCUUCCCCAAUCUGACAUCCAGAUGUGCUGGGAACCAGCAUCUCAUCACCCGGAACCACCAGCAGCAUGAUUGUUUGGUACAUGGGCUGGGGAUCAUGGGAGGUGUAGUUCAGCAUAGCUGGAAGGGACCAAAUUGGAAAAGGCUGCUUCUGAGUGGAACCCCCCCCCAAAAGAAACCAAAUUGAAAGGAAAAGGGAGUUUUAGGGGGAGUUCGAUCAAUGUGGAAAUUUUUCCUGCAUCCCACCUGCAUAUCCACAUUCAGGUACUCCCAAUUUUGAAAUGAUUAUGUAUGUAUUCCCC
Messenger RNA from Python bivittatus (Burmese python), 4826 nucleotides. Lineage: Eukaryota; Metazoa; Chordata; Lepidosauria; Squamata; Pythonidae. The record is from RefSeq and is a predicted model, not a curated record.